AUGCAGUUGUAAUAAGAAUCUUUUGAAAGCUAAAUACCAGAGUAUUUCCAGAUUGAACAGGAAUUUGAAAUUAAAUCCUUGUUUAAACAGCUCAAAAUCUAAAAUUAGUAAUUACCCAAUAAAAAGUCUAAAAAAAUUAAGAAAUUCAAGCUAAACACUCAAACGAAUUCAAUUUUGUAAAGAAGAUAUGUAAACGUACACUAAAUAUGA
Paramecium sonneborni is the source of this 210-nucleotide messenger RNA. NCBI's taxonomy places the organism in Eukaryota, Ciliophora, Oligohymenophorea, Peniculida, Parameciidae. The record is from the annotation of a GenBank genome assembly.